UCCAGUGGGCUUAUUAAAACUGAAACAACUGCACAAGCCAUCAAACAUCUCGCAAAAAUGCGUAUCACCGUUUUGUGUUGUUUUCUGCUGUUCAGCUGCGCUCUCUCGAGAACCGUGACGAAGGCGCUGACGGAGUCCCUCGGGCAAGAGGUUAUUGAGAUUGGAGCCCCGCUUAAAGAAAUUCAACCGGAUUUAGAAGAGGAGCCCUCUAUGGAAAAGGAUGACGAUGAUACUACGAGAGCAGCCCCCGCCACUAAACGAGACGCUAAGAAGGCCCCCGGCUCGAUGGUGGAUGGGAGACGCAAGUUGAAGGACGUUGACAGGAUAGACGGGGUAGAACAGGAAGACGACGAACAACGCGUCGAGAAAGAGAUAGCUGACAUCUACAAGGACAACGAUUACAAAGCGGACAGUAACGAACUGAAAACCAGUGGCGAAGGCGAAACCGCUUUAAGGCAGGGGAAGAAAACUGAUUUCGUGUUCGCGCCCAAGAACAUAAACGACCCUCAGCAGGUGGAGAAAUUCCGGACAUCCCCCGACUAUAUAGACUGCAAAAAAAAGAAGCUCGCUGGCGUACAAGUUUCAGCCAGACUUGAACAAUCCGAGAGAGGUGGACCUAUUCCGGACCUCUCGGGACGAUCUAGCGUGCGAAAAGAAGUCAAAACUCCUUCAUGACACCAGGACUACCCCCAGUACUCAAAAGGCGGCAAGCACUUAUGUCAGUAUGGCGCUGUUUACUAUGUGCACCCUGGGUAUUUUCUACUCGUAAUUAAUAUAGAAUAUUUUAUUUUUUUACGUUUCAUGCCUUAUUACUUAUUUACUUUUGUGGUUAUAAAUUAUGAAGUAUGGAAUAAAUUAUGGUUUUUAACACCAA
Cydia amplana is the source of this 874-nucleotide messenger RNA. RefSeq lists its product as uncharacterized. Lineage: Eukaryota; Metazoa; Arthropoda; Insecta; Lepidoptera; Tortricidae. Bases 58 to 675 code for a protein of 205 amino acids. The record is from RefSeq and is a predicted model, not a curated record. The transcript is spliced from 7 exons.